UUCGCCGCGAACAUGAUGGACGGACAUUAACACUCGCAGACACAACGUGAGACCGCGGCUAAAAAUAAAGGUCCACACGGCCGCGGGAACGCCCCACGCUACCGAAAUACCAGCAUUGCAUGCCGACUGUGCGCGCCAUCCUGACCUCAACUAGUUCUCUGCUUUGUCAAAUAGUUUGUAUCAAAAAUCUGAAAGUUCUGAAGUCCUCGCGAUGAGCAUCGAGCGUGCUCGGGCCUGCGUCGGGCCCUCGCCGGUCACCAAACGCCUCUGCGCGACCAUCGUGUUUUUCAUCGGCGUAAUCUGUGUUUUUGGAGGUUAUUUAUUAUGCCGCAUGUCUCGCAAUGAUGUCAAGAGGAGCAACGAAAUAGUGUCAUUUAACUUGACGAUCGCGGCUGAGAAUUUGUACAAAAAAGCGAAGAGAAUUUCGCCAAAAGCUGUCCUCCAUAACGACCCGGAGAAGGUGACAGCGAGGCUCCUGGAUAUCUUCAACUGCUCGCAGGCCGAGUGUGGAGCCAUCAGCCACUAUAACGUGGCGGAGUUUAUAAAGCGAUCUAUCAACUUGCAGGUUAUCAGACUGUUGAAAUCUGUGAAUAAUGCCACCAUGUACUUGGAUUCUCUGAGAUGACAUUAGUUAUCUUACUUUAGUCGUAAGGUUCUUUAUUAUCAGGUAUAUUCGAUUUCAUUUAAAAUAUUGAAUAACAAACACUAAAAUUAUAAUAAAAACUCCACUCCAGCUCUAUGAAUUAACUUACAAUUUGGACAUGUGUAUGUUAUAAUAUAAUGGUCAUACUUCUGUUAAUAACUAAGACAACUUUUUAUGUUAAAUAUGAUUAGACCAAAGAUGAUUAUGUAUAGUACAAUACUCGAGUUGUAAAGUCUACAGCUCCAAAUAUUAUUCGGUAGCUAUAGUUGUCAUAAUGUAACUGUACUAGCGACAGCUACGAUUUAAUGUCCGUCAUAAUUUCAAACCUAAGAAAGAAUGACCUAAGAAAUAUAUUCUGCCUAUUUAAAAUGUGAUUUAUGUAGAAAACUAGAUAAUAUAGUAUUGUACUACUAUUGGUGUACUUCUAGGAUGUAAGAAAUGUGAAAAUAAAAACUUGAAAUUCU
Leguminivora glycinivorella is the source of this 1107-nucleotide messenger RNA. RefSeq lists its product as uncharacterized. NCBI's taxonomy places the organism in Eukaryota, Metazoa, Arthropoda, Insecta, Lepidoptera, Tortricidae. The record is from RefSeq and is a predicted model, not a curated record. The coding region runs from base 212 to 625 and encodes 137 amino acids. The transcript is spliced from 2 exons.